CCUAGCCCCAUAUUGUGGGAACAGGAGCCCGCUGACGCCUCUCCAGUUCGCUCCGGGUCCUCUCCCUCCCACCUCUCCACCUCCAAAGUAGCGCUCCAGCCUCUCUCCGCCCGCACAGUCCCAGCGCCCCCGAGCUUUAUCAGGCUCCCCACACACAUCGCUGGCUUCCUCUGGCACCAGGCUCCGGUGACCCCAGCCGAGCAGCCACCGCCUCGGAGCCCGGUCCUCCUCCUCCCGCCCGCUGGUCACCGCGCCUCCCCGGCUGUGCUCCCGCAAGCACCGAGGCGCCCAUCGCCUUUCAGGUUCAUCCUGGGCUGGACCUGUUUUGCUCAUCCCUAAACCCGGAGAAGUGGAAUCUGCACACUGAAACUCUCGGCGGCUGGAGCGGCGGACUGGGCAUGCUCAGAAGCCAGGCUUGGCUUUGGUCUCAAGUCGGAGGAAGCUUUUGCACUCGUGAGGCAGCGGCGACUUUAGGGAAAGUUGAUCCGAGAGGGGAGAAAGCCCCAAGACGUGGAGCAGAGGCAGGAAGGAGCCCCCGGCAGCCCGGAGGAGCAUGGGCACCCUGCGGGAUUUACAGUACGCGCUCCAGGAGAAGAUCGAGGAGCUGAGGCAGAGGGAUGCUCUCAUCGAUGAGCUCGAGCUGGAGUUGGAUCAGAAGGACGAACUGAUCCAGAAGCUGCAAAACGAACUGGACAAGUACCGUUCGGUGAUCCGGCCGGCCACCCAGCAGGCGCAGAAGCAGAGCGCCAGCACCUUGCAGGGUGAGCCGCGCACCAAGCGCCAGGCGAUCUCAGCGGAGCCCACCGCCUUCGACAUCCAGGAUCUCAGCCACGUGACCCUGCCCUUCUACCCCAAGAGCCCACAGUCAAAGGAUCUCAUAAAGGAGGCCAUCCUUGACAAUGACUUCAUGAAGAACUUGGAGCUGUCACAGAUCCAGGAGAUUGUGGACUGUAUGUACCCCGUGGAAUAUGGCAAAGACAGCUGCAUCAUCAAGGAAGGAGAUGUGGGGUCACUGGUGUACGUCAUGGAAGAUGGGAAGGUUGAAGUUACGAAGGAAGGUGUAAAGCUGUGCACGAUGGGUCCCGGAAAGGUGUUCGGGGAGCUGGCUAUUCUUUACAACUGUACCCGGACAGCGACCGUCAAGACUCUGGUAAAUGUGAAACUCUGGGCCAUUGAUCGACAAUGUUUUCAGACAAUAAUGAUGAGGACAGGACUCAUCAAGCAUACAGAGUAUAUGGAAUUUUUAAAAAGCGUUCCAACAUUCCAGAGCCUUCCUGAUGAAAUCCUCAGCAAGUUGGCUGAUGUCCUCGAAGAGACACACUAUGAAAACGGAGAAUACAUCAUCAGGCAGGGCGCAAGAGGUGACACCUUCUUUAUCAUCAGCAAAGGGAAGGUGAACGUUACUCGAGAAGACUCGCCAAGUGAAGACCCAGUCUUCCUUAGGACUUUAGGGAAGGGAGACUGGUUUGGAGAGAAAGCCUUGCAGGGGGAGGAUGUGAGAACAGCAAACGUAAUUGCUGCAGAGGCCGUCACCUGCCUUGUGAUUGACAGAGACUCUUUCAAGCAUUUGAUUGGAGGACUGGAUGAUGUCUCUAACAAGGCCUAUGAGGAUGCAGAAGCGAAAGCAAAAUAUGAAGCCGAAGCUGCCUUCUUCGCCAACCUGAAGCUGUCUGAUUUCAACAUCAUCGACACCCUUGGAGUUGGAGGUUUCGGACGAGUAGAGCUGGUCCAGUUGAAAAGUGAAGAAUCCAAGACAUUUGCGAUGAAGAUUCUCAAGAAACGCCACAUUGUGGACACAAGACAGCAGGAGCACAUUCGCUCGGAGAAGCAGAUCAUGCAGGGGGCCCAUUCUGACUUCAUUGUGAGGCUAUACAGGACAUUUAAAGACAGCAAAUACCUGUAUAUGUUGAUGGAAGCUUGCCUAGGUGGAGAGCUCUGGACUAUUCUCAGGGAUAGGGGGUCAUUUGAAGAUUCGACAACCAGAUUUUACACAGCAUGUGUAGUAGAGGCGUUUGCCUAUCUGCAUUCCAAAGGAAUCAUUUACCGGGACCUCAAACCAGAAAAUCUCAUCCUAGAUCACAGAGGUUACGCCAAACUGGUUGACUUUGGCUUUGCAAAGAAAAUAGGAUUUGGAAAGAAAACAUGGACAUUUUGUGGGACUCCAGAAUAUGUGGCCCCGGAGAUCAUCCUGAACAAAGGCCAUGACAUUUCAGCUGACUACUGGUCACUAGGAAUUCUAAUGUAUGAGCUUCUGACUGGCAGCCCACCUUUCUCAGGCCCAGAUCCUAUGAAAACCUAUAACAUCAUACUGCGGGGGAUUGACAUGAUAGAAUUUCCAAAGAAGAUUGCAAAAAAUGCUGCUAAUUUAAUUAAAAAACUAUGCAGGGACAACCCAUCAGAAAGGUUAGGAAAUUUGAAAAACGGUGUGAAAGACAUUCAAAAACACAAGUGGUUUGAAGGCUUUAAUUGGGAAGGUUUACGAAAAGGCACCUUGACACCUCCCAUAAUUCCAAGCGUUGCGUCACCCACAGACACAAGCAAUUUCGACAGUUUCCCUGAGGACAGCGAUGAGCCACCACCUGACGACAACUCAGGCUGGGACAUAGACUUCUAAUGUAUUUCUCUUACCUGCUUCUGCCUUGCUGAAGACAGCUUUUUUUCUGAGACACAGCUGCCAGCAAACCUGAGGGAAAGAGAGAAGAUUAGUGCUCGGGGUCACCAUGAUGCCUUUGAUUGAUGCUGCUCCAGUAACUACGGUGGCAUUAGGACUUCUUGCUUAGGUUACGAUAGUGCUCUUUACAUGUUUUACGUUUGAACCUGAAACAGCAGUUGACAUGGUGGUCCUGAAGCAAAGCCUUUCACCAUAAAGUGAUGUUCUCCAUUGUUGCGAUGACCUUGCUUUGCUCUGAUUAUAUUUUGAGAGUGUAGGAAACACUUAAUCUAGUAGAAGAGUCUGUAUCUUGCUAGAAUUACCGAGAAGAACAGAGAAUCAUAUAUUUGGUACGAUAGAUGGCUGUGGUACAGAACCCGGGAUACUAUUCCCUUUCGUCAAACAGAGGGUAGAGCUUGUGACAGCAAGCCAGUAUGUAUAUCGUACAGAGAGGGCCACACAUCUGUGGGUCACAGAGGUCAUGUCAAACCCGUGCUAGAAGUUUCUGAGUUUCUUUCCGAGCUGAUGACAAGACUGAAUGUUACCUUUCCUUUCUGAUAGAUUCUAAAAAUUGGUCUGGUCAAAAAGCACAACUGCUUUGGCUUCUGUAUAAGCCUCCCAUGGCAGGUACAUAUAGUGUGCUUUGGGAGGAUGGAAAAUGUGCAUGGAAACUGAGAAAUUGGUGUGACAAAAUGGAGGGGAAAAAAGGAAUUCACAACACCAUUUCAUACCUUUUUAAAAAUAUAUAUAUAUAUAUAUAUUGUGCUUAAAGAUGGUCCUGGAAAUGACUAGCAGCCAAUUGGUUUUAUUUAUUACCUAACACCCUCAAACUGAGGC
Messenger RNA from Psammomys obesus (fat sand rat), 3487 nucleotides. RefSeq names its product protein kinase cGMP-dependent 1 (gene Prkg1). The coding region runs from base 554 to 2614 and encodes 686 amino acids. The record is from RefSeq and is a predicted model, not a curated record. The transcript is spliced from 18 exons. Gene Ontology annotation, biological process: protein phosphorylation. Gene Ontology annotation, molecular function: cGMP-dependent protein kinase activity; ATP binding. Lineage: Eukaryota; Metazoa; Chordata; Mammalia; Rodentia; Muridae.